GCGCAAAUCAUUUCUGUCUUCAACUUCAACCCUUUUUCAAGUUGUGCUAAAGUGUUCAAGAAAGUCCUUCCGAAUUGUCAUUAAACUUUUCCAAAUCCUCUUUUUCAGUGUUCUCUUAAUGGUGCAUAGGUCAAUACUUUCCAACAAUUAUUAAUCUUUCUCCAAGAAAAUAAUAAUCCGCACCGAGGCCGACAUAAACAGAAAGAACUAACUCCCCCUCGGUGCUCGGUCGGUGUCAUAUGAAUAUAGCGAUGGUCGGUAAUCGGUCUUCGGUGAUGGUUUAUGGUGAAACAGGUUCAUCGUAAAUGUCAAAACUGAAUGCAAUUUUUAUUUUUACAAAGAGAGCAACUAAACAAAAUGCUACCAACUUCACUCUCAUCAUACGGACCAUCCAUAACUUUAUUUGCUGAAUGUGUCCGAAUUGUUUGGAUUGCGAAACGACGUUCACACAUAAAUUAAAAAAAAAGAAAAAUAAUUCUACAAAAAUAUAUAAUUACAAGUGAAAGUGUUUAGUUGCAUUCUUACAAUUUACAUCCAAUCAUUUAUUAAAUAUCCAAUCUUCUUUACGUUCAAAGUGGAGUGCAAAAGAACAAUCGCUGCUCCACGACGACGUAGUGAAAAGGAAAACCACCAACCACACUUCAUCGUGUGUCCAAGUCCAAGAGAACGAGAACAUUUUUGCUCGCAAAAUGGACGAAGCUGCUACAGCCGAUACGAACUGCAACAGCACCAGCAGCAGCAUGAGCUCUUCCUCGACACCAGCAGCAUCAGCAGCAGCGGCAUCGGAAGCGGCAGAAGCGGAAAUUGCAUCUGGAUCUGCAGCUUCGGUGGUAAUUGAGGAUGCUUCAUCUUCAACAACAUCCUCGUCUUCUGCAUCUUCAUCAUCGUCUUCAUCCUCAUCAUCAUCAUCGUCCUCGUCGUCUUCAUCCUUAUCUGGUGGUGAAACCGAAGCCGAUGGCAGUCCUACGAAGAAACAACCAAAAUUUGGCAAGCGAAUUCAGCUUCCGAUUCCAAUUAAACAAAUUGUUUCACUCGAUCAAUUGAGGCAGCGCUUCGCCGACACGGCAAUGCCACCCAAAGAGAUUGAAGUGAUCGUCAAUAGUCCCGACUCCAAGAGGAAAACUGUGAAAAAACUCAAACAUAGCCCAAAUGAGUUCUAUACAUUUUGCACAUGCCCCCAAUGCCUGGAAUAUCGGGAGGUGAUACUGCAACUGAUGGAUGACCAGAUGAAAACGCGCAGUACGUGGGAAAUACUCCAAGCAACGCUGAGGAAGGCCUAUCAGCCGAUACUUAAGAAUACCUUGGCACAGAGGAAGUAUGAAGAGUUUCUGGAGAGGGAUAAAUCUCCGUGGCGAACAACGGGCGACAUGAAUCAUGCCAAGGCUCAGCACCUGAACUUCAUAUGUGAUCUAUCGCUGACAGAAAAUAUGGUUUCAGUGCUUCUCAGUGCGCUACUUUUGGUGGAUGAUCCUCAUCAACUAUUUGAAUUAAUGAAUUUCCAAAUCGAAUGCGUGGUCAAAGCUUAUUGGGAAGGUUUUGCGGAAAUAGCAAAGAUCCAAGAUAAAAAAAUACCAGCCGAAGAUAUGUUAUCCUAUGUCCUAGAUGGAUACGAAGAACUCUGUUCAGUUUCGGAAAGCAUAUCAAGGUUUCUUUUCGCGUUUGAAAAUCAUCAUCUUAACAAAUUUUGCUUAACAUGGACAAUGUUAAACAAACGAAUGUACCAACAGUAUGUUUAUUUAAAUGUAACCGAUACUAUGUUGGCCUGUAUUAUUACUCUUAAAGAGGAUGAGUUAACUAAAAAACGUUCAACUCUUAUUAAAAAGUACAUUCAAUUUGAUGAUGAAAUGAUUCAAAUCGACAGAACUUGGAAAGAAACUUGGGUGGCUUUAAAUUUGUAUAAUCUAUCGGAGGAAGAACGAAACCGUAGGACGCGUUUAAAAACGAUACACAGCAUGUUUGAUGUUAUUCGAAACGAUGUCACGGGAACAUGCACCCAAUGCAUAGAUAUUUCCGAAUGGGCAACGAGUGAAAAUCGUCAUCUGGUUUGGCAAAGCAUGCUGGCGUUUAUUGCCAAAUCGAGUGUAGAGUCUUUUAGCGGUCAUAUAAACACACUGGUGUGCGAUGACAAAUGCAAAGAAUGUAACGAAAUGCUAGAAUAUCAUAUCGGAUCUUGCAAGUGUGUUACAUGUGCAAUUGCUGGAGGACCUCUACCGCCAAAGAGAUCACCGAAUUCAACAUGCGUCAAGUGUCUUACUCUUUCGCGUGCCGAGAAGGAUGGAACACUAUACGAGUCGAAAAUUCUGAAUGUCUGUGCCAGCGACGAUUUGUUUGCAUACAAGACGAAAGAUAAACGACGAACGAAUAGCGUAGAAGAUUUAAGUGAUGCCUCAUCGCUUAAGGACGAAGUCUUCAACGAGCCUGACGAAUUGUACGAGUACCACUUGUCUUGGGCGGUUUUCAAGCAUCUAAGAGAUCGAAAACCGUUUCAUUAUUCAAAGAUAGAGGAGAAGUACUUCUGUGUCAAUUGUAAAUUACCCUCGUGUCUGCUGGCCAGAAAAAUACUUAAUAAUGAAUUAGCGCUAGCAUUAUCCUGGCAUCUAAUUGAUCAUUAUCAACCACUCCUAAUGACACACGAAGAUCUAAAUAUUAUGUUAAAAAAUAUCAUGGUAUACAAUCAAAAAGUGGUUACAUCGAAAGUUGGCCUCGAUCCGAAACUUGACGAUGAAGUUUUUAAAAUCUAUUGGUCUUUUGCUGUUUCGGUUAUUGCGUGCUAUUUUAUAGACUACGAUGAUGAUAGUUAUUUAAAUUUAGAUUAUUUUGAGUUAGCAAAUAAUGAUAUACAAUUGCUUACGUCACGAAUUAAGGGUGCAGAACAGGAUGGGAAGUUUUUUCAGUUUCUUGAUAAGAUUUCUGUAUUGGCAUUAGCUGAAAUGGACUUGAAAGACAGGAGCAAUAGAACUUUUGAUUCGUCAUCGGAAGCAUCAAGUGUGACUGAUAGUCCUGAUAGAAUAAAACACAACGUAGCACAAUACUUAAGAAGAGACACUAGCAAAUUAACCCAUAACACCGAAGAAGUUCGAACUCCUGAAUCAGAACCACCGGAACCUGUUACUCCAACAGAAUCUCUUCCCCCUAAAAAAUGUGGGAAAGAUAAAACGAAAAAAUGUUGUUUUGAUCACGCUGAUCUUUCGGAUCAUUGCAAGGAAAACCAUUCGAGCAAGAAACGCAUCAAAAAGGAAUGCAAUCAUGCCCGUAUGAAUGAAACUCGAGAUAGAUUACGCAAGAAACUCUCUCAAUUAGUAAAUGCACGCAAAAAUGUAAAAGCACCAAUUUUAAGGCCACCUCAUCAACAGCCGCAUUGCUCAAAGACACUUACUCCACCUGAGCUGGAUGAACCCAGUUUAGCAGACUCCUCGAAGAUCGACGAAGACGAUGAUAGCUUGGAAUGCCUGAGUACUUUGUGCAAACGAAUUACCCACCAACCCCAUAAACAAUUACCACAAACAGUAACAAAAAAGGUGCCCCCUACACCUCAGGUUCAAUCAGAACUAGCACAAGCUCAACAAUUACCAGUUGAUGCACAGGUGGCACCGCCGCCUCCACCACCACUGGCAGCAGUAGCUGCUGCCAAAAAACGAUCAAACUCCAAUCAAGGCAUAAGUCCAUCGGCAUCGGGAAGGCAACGUGCUAAUGAAAUCUUUGCCCUGCUCGAAAAUCUCCCAGAGGUUAGUGUUAAGAAAUGGGUUAAUGAUACUCUGAGUUACAUUGAAGGUUCCAAUGAAACAAAAGGACCAGUCAAUGAAAAGAAGGCGGCCAAAAAAGCAAAACAAAAACAACGCCGAGAGGAAAUGAAACGUAUCGCCGAGCUGCAGGACCUGCGUGCUCAAUUCCAUAACAUUUAUCUGAGGGAGUUCACGUCCAAAAACGAACUGCGUUUUAUGAAAGCCUGCAAGAAAAAAGACAAGAAGAAAAUCUCCGAAUACGAAGCGAAUGUCAAGAAAUUGAACAGAGCAAAAGCAAAUGUAGAAACUAAUAUCCUAGAGUUGAUAGCCACAGUAAAGCAAACCAAUUCCGAGUUUAAAUUUUCCUAUCUGCCAACCAAAGAGCAACAAAUCGAGAAACUCCAGAUGAUCGCAAAGGAAAUUAUAACUGCCAAUAAUUCGCCCCAACCAAAACCAUUGAAUGUGCCGCCAACAGCUUCCACCACCUCGUCGGGAACGGGAACAUUGCCGCAUGCAGCAGCACCACCGCCAGCCGCCACCGUUCUAUCACAGCAGGAGAAUAAUCUGAAUGGGGGAGCCUUCUACAGCAUCCCCUAUGCGAAUGCAAACAAUUUUCCGCCCUUCGUUAUGCCGAAUCUGGUUGCCUCUCAAAAUGUACAAAUGUGCUAUGCCCCUAAUCAGCCAACGGAUAUGUCCGAUCCCUCCAAGCGGAUCGUCACUAUACGGCGAGUAAACUUGCCCAAUGUACCCGAACCACAGGUCACGGUGACAGCCAAAGGUUCCUCUCCCGACAAGGACAAGCUGCUGUACACUUUUGUCAAUGGACAAAUUGUUCAAACAAGUCAACAGCAGCAACAACAACAACAGCAGCCGCACCAGCAACAGCAGCAGCAGCAAUCGGCAGCUCCCCGAAAGGCUCCAACGCCUCCUGUUGUGGCGAAUGAAAAAACCAAGACUCAACUGAAGAAGGAGAGAAAACGUGCGAAAAGACAAGCUGAGCUGGAAAAAGAACAAGCUCGACUGGCUCGCGAAGAAGAGCUGCGGCGUGAGGAGGAAAUGAAGCGCGAAGAAGAACUCAAGCGACAGGAGGAGGAACUAAAGCGUCUCGAGGAGGAAUUGAAGAAAACUUCAUUAUCCUCGUCGAAGGCGAGCUCGAAGAAAGCAAACAAAAAGAAGCAAGCCAAAGUGGAAAAAACUUCCACAAACAACAAAUCUAAGAAGGUUACACCAGCUCCUUCGGUAACCAGCAAUAGUCAAGCCACUACUCGUGAGAACUCUGUUUGCAGCCAGAAGGUGAAGCCCAAACCAAUUGUUCAACUUCGCGAGAAACCUCCGGAAGUGCCGGAGGUGAAUUCUUCAGUGGAGCGAAAAGACAAGGAGAAGCGUCAGAAGUUCAUUGACAAUGGCCAAUUUGAUAAUAAUCAAUUCAAGAUGUUGCAUUUGGACGAUUUCGUUUCGUCCGAUUCGGCAGAUUCAGAUGCGGAAGUGGAGGAGGAGAUUGAAGUUAAAAAAGAACCGAUUCCAGUCCCACCAAAAGCAAAAACUUCUGAACCAGUAGCCACUGCCAUUGCAUCUAACAUUCCAAAAAAACCCGCAGAACCAAAGGCAAAGUCUGUUAAGCAAAAUCAGCAAGUUCAACGAACUGGGUCAGUGGAAAAGCCUUCCAAAGAUCAGAAACAACUGUCCUCUUCAUCUACAUCUAAUUCAAAUUUGAAUCCGAGUUCAAGGCGAGGAGAGAAUAGGGAUAGAAACAAUCGCAUGACAAAGUCAGUUCCAGCCACUUCAUCUACACAAGAACGCAGCAACACUAACAACAACGAAAGGAACCGCAACUCGAAGCCCAACAAUGCCCCAUCAGCAGCAACUACAAAUCGAAGACUGUCUACUCAAUCACAACCACAAUAUCUUUCAACUCCUGCACCAUCAGCCACAACUCAACAAGGCCAACAACAGCAGCAACAAAAGCCAUCACACCGCGAACAAAUGUCGUCAGAAAAGCCCAAACGAUCUCGAAAGUCGAAAAACAAAUCUCAAUCGGGUAACAACUAUGGCCCAGCUACUUCCAGCACUUCGUCAGCGGCUGCUCAUGGCCAGCCUGGUUCCAAAUCAAGACGAAAUCAAUCUGUGAUACAUUCUAGUGGUGGUGGCAAGAUGAUGGAACCUGGCAAUUCGCUUAACCAAGCCAUGCAGAAUCUUCGUUUAACCUCGAAUAACUAUCCCCAGUUACCACCACAAGAUCAACAACAACUUUCCCAUCAUGACAGACACCAUCAUUUGUUCUCUCAGCAACUUGCCUCGAAUGUCAGCAUUAUGGAUCAAUUGAAUCGCGGUGUUCAGGUGGAGAAUCUAUCUCUGCCUCCAGGUAUAACCCUGACGAAGGUUGAUCCGAGCAAGAGUGAACAGCUACGUGCCAAAUCUGAGUCGAUUAAGAGACUUUCAAAGCCCCUUUCCUCUCAGGCUCCAGGAUCCAAUUUGCAUGCAUCACAGCCUACAAUUAUCACGCCUGGAUUCUAUCCGCACAUGUCGAGCUUCGGGCCCUCAGAUCAAAGUGGGGUUAUUAUGGUAGAAGCAAUGGGAGCCUCCACAAAACCACAGCAGCACCAUCAACAACAACAACAGCAGCAGCAACAGCACAUGCCACCCAAUGAUGCUUCAAAGGUGUCUAAGAAUCGAAAGCGACGGAACAAGAAAAAAUCCUCCGACACAUUCAAAGCGUCAGCAACUGGACAAAGUAGAGCCGAUGCUUCAUCAACAUCAUCAUCGGGCCAGCCGAAAAUGGUAACAUUAAGAAAUCCUAUGUUUGGCAAUAUGAUGCCACAGAGUAGUCCAUCGGUAUUGCCCAUUCCCAGCCGUGUACCAAUCGCCCCACUGCCCAUGGAUCAGCCGGCUUCCAUAAUCAAGAAUGAGAAUGGAAUGUUCACAAUCCGGAAUCCGGCGUUGCAGGCUGCUGUUGCCAAUGGCAUGCCAGUUUCCAAUUACCGACAGUUUGCAGGAAACUAUUACACACCGCCGCAGGAGAAUAUCGCUCCCAGCAGCAGCAGUUUGGGCAAUCCUAACCUGGCCAGUUCGUUCUCGUAUUUCUCAAAUAACACCAGCAACACCAGCGCCAGUGGCAAUGUCCGCCCCAACAGUCAGACAAUUCCUGACGAUCCAUUUGCCAUCAAUAGCAAUGGCUAUGGAUGUGACCUCAACAAUGAUGGUUCGUUGAGAGCCAAUCCAAGUGGUGGCAAGUGUAUCUCGGCAAUUGGAAGCGAAAUUAAGACAGCUCAGCAAUUGAAGCAACGAUCAAAGGAUUCACAAUGGCAGAAUUAUACUGCAGCAGCUCAAGACAGCACGCCAGCUGUUCCAAGUCAGGAUAAUGCAUGUGGAUACAUUGGAUCAUCACUGCAAUCCAACUAUUACAACGGCUAUGAUGUAUUCUCGUCGAGUUCGGGGGGAAGUCAGCAGCUAUCCAGCAGUGGCAGUUUGUUUGAAAAUAGUGACUGUCCAUUGCAUCACAAUUGCGAAGACUCUCCGCCUCCAACAAUAACUGGAUUCAAUCAUUAUCUGGAUGGAAUUCCCAAUACCGGGAUCAUCCGAUACGACGAUGCUUCGUUCUUAAAGACCUUAAUGCCGGGACAGAAUCUAAACAACGAAGUGUCUAUUCAUAAUGUGAAUGAUUCAAAUUUCGCACGAAAUGCAACAUCACCAGUGGCUCAUCGUGUUGAGAUAACUCCAGUUUAUGGUGGCAAUCGUUCGUCGGCAAAUCUCUUCAACAGCAGCUGUUCCAAUGCCAGUCAAUACUCGCCCACAAAGGGUUUUGUGCAACCAGCCCAUUUGGGAGCGGCCGAAUUCACAGAAAAUCUUUUCACGCCAAACGCGUUGCUUAAUCUAAACGACUUGGAUUCAGGUGAUCGCGAUGUGGAGUCCUUCAAACGCUUCAGUUAUGAUUUCGAGCCACCGAAAGAGAAACAAAAGGUCAACAUCAACAUCAACGAUUUGUUCAUGAAGGCCAGCCGGAGUGGCAAUAGCUCACGUUCAUCCCCAUACCUGGAUGAUCCAACCCUGGCGUUGGAUGGUUUUGUGCAGAAUUUGGCAGCCCUUAAACUUACCGAGGAGCAGUUACCAUCUGUUAAUGGCAACUUGAAUGCUGGCACCAGCCCCAAUGGUUGGUGGUAAGUGGUCUACCAUCAUCUUCUCUGCUACUUGACAAACCCUCACUCACCCUUUCGUGGAUUAACUAUAUUAUUGGAUACGACGAGACUUAACUGGCGCUCCAAACUACUAUUAUUGAUUCAGUACAUAUAAAAUAUUACUUGUAAAUUCUACAUCGAUCUAAAUGAACAAGAGUUGACAAACAUUGAUGAUGAGGAACGACCGACGCACGUGACGCUUGAAUGAAGGGACGAUGAUAUAAUAUUUUCUCGGACUUUGAUUUUGGAGCAGUUUACUUCGUUAAAAGUAUUUAUAAAAAAAGAUUCGUUUCUUUUUUUCUAUAAACAAAAUAAACAAACAAACAUUAAAAUAAUACAAACAAAACAAAAAAGCGAAAAAACAUACAUGUUUCUUUUUGCAAAUAUUAAUAAAUGUGAUGUAAAGUUUUAAGAGCAA
This is a messenger RNA of Eupeodes corollae, 8312 nucleotides long. RefSeq lists its product as uncharacterized. Bases 690 to 7880 code for a protein of 2396 amino acids. The record is from RefSeq and is a predicted model, not a curated record. The transcript has 17 exons. Lineage: Eukaryota; Metazoa; Arthropoda; Insecta; Diptera; Syrphidae.